Molecule: messenger RNA, 6443 nt
Organism: Caretta caretta (loggerhead turtle)
Lineage: Eukaryota; Metazoa; Chordata; Testudines; Cheloniidae
Gene: GPX7
Product: glutathione peroxidase 7
Biological process (GO): response to oxidative stress
Molecular function (GO): glutathione peroxidase activity
Source: RefSeq, a predicted model, not a curated record
CGGCAGUGCUGUGUGAUUUGUGCAAGUGGUCUAUGCAGCACUAUGCUCAGCUGUCUUGCAGCAUGCUAGAUCCUGAGGGCAGUGUGGAGCACAGGGCUUCCUCCUCCUUCUUCAGAGUUUUUCUCAUCCCUCUAGCCAUGCUCCUUGCUGUAACCGCGCUGUUUUUCUUAGCAUUCGCCGCCUCGCAGCAGAAAGAGAACGAUUUUUAUACAUUUAAACUGGUGAACAUCAGGGGCAAACUAGUCUCUCUGGAGAAAUACAGAGGCUCGGUAUCUCUGGUCGUCAAUGUUGCAAGUGAGUGCGGAUUUACAGAUAGCCACUACAAAGCUCUACAACAAUUACAGAGAGACCUUGGCCCGCACCAUUUUAAUGUGCUGGCAUUCCCAUGUAAUCAAUUUGGGCAGCAAGAGCCAGACAGUAACAAAGAAAUUGAGAGCUUUGCCCGAAAGACUUAUGGUGCCUCCUUUCCUAUGUUCAGCAAAACUGCCGUCACAGGUGCUGGUGCUAAUGCUGCCUUCAAAUAUUUAAUUGAAUCCACAGGAGAAGAACCAACCUGGAACUUCUGGAAGUACCUGAUAGCCCCUAAUGGGAAAGUAGUAAAGGCUUGGGACUCAACUGUCACUAUUGAAGAAAUAAAGCCUUACAUCACGGAGCUUGUGAGGAAAAUCAUCCUGAAGCAGAAAGAUGAACUGUGACUUUCAAAAUUCCCAUCACAUCUAUUAUACCUUGAUUGAUAAUUAGGACUGUAAUUUGACUGUUUGCAUUCCAAAAGAGAAAAUAGAGGGACAGGAAAUCAUUAUGACUAAUUGAAGUUUUCCCCAUCAUCCUAAGAAUACAGGAAACAAUAACUGAAUGUGGUAAAAGGUGAUUUAACUUAGGUUUGUGCUAUCAUUACAAAGUUACUGAAUUUAAUAUGUGCCUUCUCAGAAAAAAAUUAUCAGCCAUUUGUUCAUUUUACUAACUCAAAUAAUGAAUUGUUGAUGGUAUUAUGAAGAGCCAAUUAGCAUCUUUUUGGCAGCCAGGCUCAGUACAGCUAGAAUUUCCUUAGAGAGACCUUACUAGCAACUGCAAUUGAUUUGUCAUGAUUUUGACCAUGAAUUUCAUUUAAAAAUGCAACCCAAAGUAGAAGAGUGCACUCGGCGUAGUAUGGACACAGUUAUAAGGGGCAGGCAAAAAUAGGUUUCCUCAAAGCAGACACACUUAUAAUGAUAUGUGUCUGCUUAGUUAUAAAGGACAGACACUUCACUUUCUUUAUUUGUGUCAUGGGUAACUGGGGGAGAAGGGCAUGGGGAGGCCUCAUCUAUAGAACCGAAAUAAAAGACAACAUUUCCUACAAAAAGAUUCUCCAUAAGUUGUGUGAACUGUCUUUAAAUUCUUUGUUUAAAAAAGGGUUACUGAGUGACAUUAGAAAAAUCUGUAUAAUUAAUUUGAACAUCUAUAAGGCCAGAUUCUCCUCUGGCUAAAUCAAUUUAGCACCAUUAAAAUCAACAAGCUAAGAUGAUUUAUCCCAGCUGAGAAUCUACCCCUAUUGUUAGGUUUCUUUUUUCAAAAAGUUUUUGUAUGGUGCUUCAUGUUUUGGGAGAAAGAACAGUACUGAUUCUGAGUCAGAGUUAAGGUGGUUUUGAAAUCUGCUGGCACCAUAUGAAUAAUGUGUUUAUUUUGUGGGCAAUGUAAGAUUAAUGAUGUCCUUGUUUAUUCAGUUUUAAGUGCUUCGUUUUGAUAAAUGAUGUGACAGCCAAGUCCUCUGAUAUCACCCAGAAACUUUAAUUAUUUUUAAAAUGUAGCCAAAUGUAAGACAGCAUUUUUAAACUUUUAAAUAAAUGGGAUUGGACAGAUUAUUAAAUUAAAGGAAUUAGUGGUGCUGUCCAAGUUUAAUGGCUUCUGCAAAGCCCUGCCUCAUUCAAAGCACAUCUGACAAAAGCACACACAUUUACCAUGGGGCUGCUCUAGUGUUUGAUCUGCUGCCCUAGGUCCCCUGUGGAACCUGGGAAGCAGAGAAUAGCCUUAUAAAUAUAGAAACGUGUUCCCAAGGUACCCGGUUGCACACAUUAAAUAAAUGUUCCCAGUACUCUUUGCAGGUGGUGGUGGUUUUGUGUUUGUGGGGAGGCGGGGGAGCAUAGGAGUGGAUUAGAGCAGGCCUGGCAUCGUCUGUGCCAGCUGGUGAGGCUCUUUAUGUAGGGUAUAUUCUCAGGGGAUUGUUUCUGCCAAAGCAGCAAAAAGGGGCCUUGGUAUAACAGAGAAUUAUAUACCAGUACAGUAUAAGGGGGCUACAGCAUAAUAAAAAAAAUGAGACUACUCAGUUCCUCAAUCAGGAAAAUGGACCUGUACCACAUUUCAUCCUAGACCAAAGGGUGGAUCAUGCAGGAAGGAGAAUCAUUAAACCAGAUCCUGACCUUUCCUUUAACUCUGGAAAGUAGCCUUGGCCAAUUCAGAGCUCCAUGGUAAAAAUAUUCUUAGUCACUGUGAUAUUUUUUUCCUCAGUUUCACUGACAGAAUCAUGACAAGUGAACAACUAAUGGAAAUUUCUUACGCAUUUUACUGUUUUUGCUUUUGAAAACUGCCUCUUGUCUAAACCAAUGUUAAAAUCUAUGUUCAGUUUAUAAUUCAAAUCUUGUGGUGUAAUGUGAUUGCAUUGGGCAGAUCUAAGGAUAGAGAGAAACAUUAGAAAAUGCAAAAUUUUCGAACUGGUGACACUUUAAAAUGUUUUAAUCUCAAAAGAUACUUACUCAGUUUAAUCAAAAUGUUCAAAAAACAUUCCAGUUGCCAGUGAGCCUUAACCCUAAUUAUUUAAAAGCAUAAAGAUUUCUAUCUUUCUUGGGGGAUAGGGAGGUGGGCAAUAGGGAGAGGAAGUGGUUCUUACAAGGAAGAUUAAUUCCGCCUUAAAAUUGGACUGUGAUUGGAACCUUAAAAAUGGCAAUAUUCUCCCCUUGCUAAUAUAAAACUUCAUAGACCUAUUCAGCUGAGAUAAAAGCUCUGUUACUUUAGCUCCAAAAGUAUGAGGCUACUACCACUUAAGCUAAAACAAAGAUCUCUGUUAGCUGUCACCUACAGAAACACUCAUAGGAUAUCGUUUUUAGCAUAGCCCACCAGUGGAGGGUAACAUGUUCUUGCACACAUGGUGUCUACACUACACCGUUAACUGAGGCUCUUACUUAGGUUUUAGCCUUACCCCUCCCUGCCAUCCAUACAGAAAAACUUCUGACCUGGGUUUGGAGGUGCUUUAAGCCUAGGUUAGCUUACUCAGGUGUCGGGGGUUAGAGCUGAGGUUGGAGCCUGCCUAUUUUGCAAUGAGGACAUAGGCAAAAUCAUUUAAAUGCUGAUAGUCCUCCAAUGCCUUCCCAUAGUUUCCCUCCAAAAGAAUACACAAGUUCUCCCACAGUGGACAGGGAAAGAAUCCUAGAGCAUCUCAGCACAAAGAACCAAUGGGUAUGCAAUGCCUGUCAAUUGUGGGAUAACUUUUCUACCCUUUGAGGGGAACUGUGGGAAGGCACUGGAGGACUAUCAGCACUAGAUAGUAAAAUAAGGCAAUUAUUUAUAAAACAAGCUCUAGGGGCCAGCAUGCUCCUAACCCUAGGAUGCUUUAAAAAAGUAUAAUAUUGCCCAGUUCUAAUAUUGUUGACACAAUAAAGCUGGUUUGUGCUGCAUAGUGUUUUUAAAAUGGUAAAACAAUAAACUAUUUUAGCAUUUUGCAUACAGUGUAAACACUUUCUAAAUGGCUGUUGCAAUCAGACACAUUCAUAAUUAUCCCGGUGUACUCCAGUAGAAUAAAGAGGUGUGUGUGUGUACCAUGAUGCCUCCUGUCUUGCAACAGGGUGAGGAGCAGAUGAAUGGAUGGAGAGGAAAGGAGAGAUGCUAAAGCAAUUGAUGGUUCCUGGACCUGCACAGCUGCUGCUAGGGUCAUGGAUGCCUAUCAGGAGCAGUCCAAGAGGGUAGAAGCUGGAACUGCCUUGAGACUUGCAGAAAGGCCAGGGGAACUGGAACCUGAACUGUGUUUUCUACUGCAUCAAGCAAGCUGACAUCAUCUGAGAAAAUCUGAUGAGUUUUUAAAAAUAAAUAAAUAAAUAAAUAAAAUAAAGGGGCAGGGGAAUAAAAGGAAAAAAGUGUGUGUGUGUGUGUGUGUGAGAGAGAGAGAGAGAAGACAAAUAAAGGAGAUGGAGGGGCAGAUCACAGCCCCAAGGCAGAAGGGCAAAGAAUCUCUGAGCCAGUUGCAGUUGGAAAUUGUGGAAAUUUCCAGAAUCAGGCAAUAUUGACACUAAUUAACAUGUUCAGUCCUACAAACCGAUGUUAGACUAAAAUGAAGGGCGUAACUUACACCUAUGCAAGCAAGGAAAAUCAGUGCUAGUGGGUGUGGCACAUAGAUACAUGGGCAUGCAGGAAGAAGAGAGCAGCAAAUCCCCAGGUCUUUUCUAUUAUUCAGUCUAUUUGCUAAAUGAGUCGUAGCAGUGACUUCAUCACACCUCUCAAGUGAAGGAGAGUCUGGUGUGUCUGUUAUGUGGCAGGGAGAUCACCAAGGAGAAUCCAGGGUAAUGGAAGAAAAGUGAUUAAUGAUUCAGUAUGUGGCUCUCUUCCCUCUACAUAAAUACGGAAACAGUGUCCCAGCAUGGUAGUGGCAGGCAUUAUGCUGCUGGAAAUACUGCCCUUUGGAUAAGGUAUAUAACUGAGGCUCUGACCAGCACAGAGCACUCUUCAUAAUAAUAGGAGCAUUAGCCCCAGUGUCCUAGCCAAAGUUCAAGUGUGGUAAUUAAUACAGUCUAGGUUCCUUAAAUUCCUCUUCACUUUCUGUCCUAAACUGGUGGCUAGUGAUGCUGCACAGUGUUAAACAGCUGAUGCAGUCCACCUUACCAGUGGCAACAGUUUAGUGGUGGAUGAAAUGAAUACUAUGUAAGCUAGUACACUUAAACCCUGAUCCAGUAAAGGACUUGAGCACAUGAAUGCUUACAUUUAAGUUAACAGAAAUAGUCAUGUGCUGAGAGUUAAGCAUAUAACAUGUUUAAAUCCUUUGUUGGGCUGAAGUCAUAGUUGGCAGAGCAAGUUUAGGUCUUUCAGGAUGAAAGGUGCUAGAUAAAUGUAAAUCAUAAUUUUUUAUUAGGAGAGAAAUCUGUCCUCUAAUCAUUUGAUAUGAUCUUGUCACUAGAUAGACAAACCAUAGAUAACAAGCCAAAUUGCACUGGAUUGUAUUUGUUCUCUGAGGAUUCAACAAGUGUGUAGAUAUCAGAAAUUAUUCCUUUGGCUUAUGAAUUCUAACACAGUUCAAGUCUGACAGGGAUCUUCCCUAGGGCACCUCCUGGAAACUACGUAGAACCAUUGAAUGUGCCAUGCUUAAAUCUUAUCUGCAUUGCAACUUGCCUGUAUUACAGAAAGAUUUGGUAUGUGUUAACAAACAUACAUUUUUGUGAAUGGAUAGCAAUUGUCUAGGGCUUUAAGAUUUAUAGCAUGCAGAUCUGACAGAUGUAGACUAUCCCUGUAAGAAAUACGUCACAUUGGUUUAACGUCUAAGAUAAGUGACGAGAUACAUAACUGCACGUUAUUAUAUGUCCCUGUAUGGUAUGACAGAGGAAGAAGAAAUCACUUCAGAGCCUGGUCUCACAGCCAUUAUUUAGACAAAAUACCUGUUGACUUUAAGAGUUUUGCCUGAGUAGACAUUGCAGAAUCAGACCCACAUAAUACAAAAAAUUUGUUUGCAAAAUGGGACUCAUAACCUGAAAUAUUUACAAUGAAACAGGGGUUUAAACAUGUAUUUUUGUUUUGGUUUUUGGUAAGUGACAAGCUUUAUGGGUCUGGUUCAUCUCUGUGUUAUUCCAGUUUUAUGCUGGGAUCAUAAAUGGAAUGACACUGGUUUAAUGCUGGAAUAACGCAAAGGUGAGUAAGGCCUAAUGUGACUUUGUUGGAUGGUACCUAAUGCACCAUUUACAACACAUUAGCACAUUGCUCAACAACAGGCUGAAUGUGGUCCAAAUUACUGAAUACAGACAUCCAUUUGUUCAAAUGGACUGAGUUUUAUAGUAAACUACAGUCAACUCUUGGAUCAGCCAAGAGUACUUGUUAUGUUGGUCAAGCUACAUUAUCAUGAUGGCCCCUCUAGCCUUAAGUGCAUCAGUUGAUUCAGCAUCAAUGCUGUGAGAGGGAAGAUGUCACUUCAUUGGAUGCAUUCAGUGGAAAAUACAGUGGGGAGAUGAAUCUGAUGAAGUGAGCUGUAGCUCAUGAAAGCUUAUGCUCAAAUAAAUUUGUUAGUCUCUAAGGUGCCACUAGUACUCCUUUUCUUUUUGCGAAUACAGACUAACACGGCUGCUACUCUGAAACUUGUUAAUAAGUGUAGAGGCUAUAGCUUGCAUUUUUUGCUUUUCUUUUACUUGUAAACUUAUGUUUCCAAACCCUUAUAGUUGCUUUUAUUUGAAUCCCAGUCUCAAGCUCUGUUAAAUAAACUUCAAUUUUGUUUUACUGUA